Messenger RNA from Talpa occidentalis (Iberian mole), 4441 nucleotides. It is a transcript of the gene DPYD, whose product is annotated as dihydropyrimidine dehydrogenase. The transcript has 23 exons. Gene Ontology annotation, biological process: thymine catabolic process; uracil catabolic process. The record is from RefSeq and is a predicted model, not a curated record. NCBI's taxonomy places the organism in Eukaryota, Metazoa, Chordata, Mammalia, Eulipotyphla, Talpidae. Gene Ontology annotation, cellular component: cytoplasm; cytosol. The coding region runs from base 98 to 3175 and encodes 1025 amino acids. Gene Ontology annotation, molecular function: NADP binding; uracil binding; dihydropyrimidine dehydrogenase (NADP+) activity.
ACUCGCGCUCGGGCGAGCCUGCACUUCAGUCUCUGGCUGGAGCCCGAGGACGCGCGGAGAGUGUGUGUGCAGGCGGCUGCAGACUGCGGGCGCGGCCAUGGCCCCUGUGCUGAGCAAGGACGCGGCGGACAUCGAGAGUAUCCUGGCUUUAAAUCCUCAAACACAAACUCAUGCAACUCUGCGUUCCACUUCGGCCAAGAAAAUAGACAAGAAACAUUGGAAAAGGAAUCCUGAUAAGAACUGCUUUAAUUGCGAGAAGCUAGAGAAUAAUUUUGAUGACAUCAAGCACACAACUCUUGGUGAGCGAGGAGCUCUCAGAGAAGCAAUGAGAUGUCUGAAAUGUGCAGAUGCACCCUGUCAGAAGAGCUGUCCAACAAAUCUAGAUAUCAAAUACUUCAUCACCAGUAUUGCAAAUAAGAACUAUUAUGGAGCUGCUAAAAUGAUUUUUUCUGACAACCCACUUGGUCUGACUUGUGGAAUGGUGUGUCCAACUUCUGAUCUUUGUGUGGGUGGAUGCAAUUUACAUGCCACUGAAGAAGGACCGAUUAAUAUUGGUGGACUACAGCAGUUUGCUACUGAGGUGUUUAAAGCAAUGAAUAUCCCACAAAUCAGAAAUCCGUCUCUGCCACCCCCGGAGAAAAUGACUGAAGCCUAUUCUGCAAAGAUUGCUCUUUUUGGGGCUGGCCCUGCAAGUAUAAGUUGUGCUUCCUUUUUGGCUCGAUUGGGCUACUCUGACAUCACCAUAUUUGAAAAACAAGAAUAUGCUGGUGGUUUAAGUGCUUCUGAAAUUCCUCAGUUCCGGCUGCCAUAUGAUGUAGUGAAUUUUGAGAUUGAGCUUAUGAAGGACCUUGGUGUUAAGAUAAUUUGUGGUAAAAGCCUUUCAGUGAAUGAAAUGACUCUUGGCACUCUGCAAGAAGAAGGGUACAAAGCUGCUUUCAUUGGAAUAGGCUUGCCGGAACCCAAUAAAGACCCCAUCUUCCAAGGCCUGACACAGGACCAGGGGUUUUAUACAUCUAAAGACUUUUUGCCACUUGUAGCCAAAAGCAGUAAAGCAGGAAUGUGCGCCUGUCACUCUCCAUUGCCAUCGAUACGGGGAACCGUGAUUGUGCUCGGAGCCGGCGACACUGCUUUUGACUGUGCAACAUCCGCUUUACGUUGUGGGGCCCGCCGUGUGUUUGUCGUCUUCAGAAAAGGCUUUGUUAAUAUAAGAGCUGUUCCUGAAGAGAUGGAGCUGGCUAAGGAAGAAAAGUGUGAAUUUUUGCCUUUCCUGUCCCCACGGAAGGUUAUAGUAAAAGGUGGGAGAAUUGUUGCUAUGCAAUUUGUUCGGACAGAGCAAGAUGAAACUGGAAAAUGGAACGAGGAUGAAGAUCAGAUAGUCCGUCUGAAGGCCGAUGUGGUCAUCAGUGCCUUCGGCUCAGUUCUGAGUGAUCCUGAAGUAAAAGGAGCUUUGAGUCCUAUAAAAUUUAACAGAUGGAAUCUCCCAGAAGUAGAUCCAGAAACUAUGCAAACCAGUGAACCAUGGGUGUUUGCAGGUGGUGAUAUUGUUGGCAUGGCUAACACCACAGUGGAAUCAGUGAAUGAUGGAAAACAAGCAUCUUGGUACAUUCACAAAUAUAUACAGUCACAAUAUGGAGCUUCAGUUUCUGCCAAACCAGAACUACCUCUCUUUUACACGCCUAUUGAUCUGGUGGACAUUAGUGUGGAAAUGGCUGGAUUGAAGUUUAUGAAUCCUUUUGGUCUUGCUAGUGCACCUCCAGCUACCAGUACAUCAAUGAUUCGAAGAGCUUUUGAAGCUGGAUGGGGUUUUGCCCUGACCAAAACUUUUUCUCUUGAUAAGGACAUUGUGACAAAUGUUUCACCCAGAAUCAUCCGGGGGACCACCUCUGGCCCAGUUUAUGGCCCUGGACAAAGCUCCUUCCUGAAUAUUGAGCUCAUCAGUGAAAAAACGGCUGCAUAUUGGUGUCAGAGUGUCACUGAACUAAAGGCUGACUUUCCAGACAAUAUUGUGAUUGCUAGCAUCAUGUGCAGUUACAACAAAAAUGACUGGAUGGAACUCUCAAAAAUGGCUGAGGCUUCUGGAGCAGAUGCCCUGGAGUUAAAUUUAUCGUGUCCACAUGGCAUGGGAGAAAGAGGAAUGGGCCUGGCUUGCGGGCAGGAUCCAGAGCUGGUGCGGAACAUCUGUCGCUGGGUUAGGCAAGCUGUUCAGGUUCCUUUUUUUGCCAAGUUGACCCCAAAUGUCACUGAUAUUGUGAGCAUCGCAAGAGCUGCAAAGGAAGGUGGUGCAGAUGGUGUUACAGCCACCAAUACUGUCUCAGGUUUAAUGGGAUUAAAAGCAGAUGGCACACCCUGGCCCGCCGUGGGCGUUGGGAAGCGGACUACAUAUGGAGGAGUUUCUGGCAUAGCCAUCAGACCUCUUGCUUUGAGAGCAGUGACUGCUAUUGCUCGUGCUUUGCCUGGAUUUCCUAUUUUGGCCACCGGUGGAAUUGACUCAGCUGAAAGUGGACUUCAGUUUCUCCACAGCGGUGCUUCGGUCCUCCAGGUAUGCAGUGCUGUGCAAAAUCAGGAUUUCACUGUGAUCGAAGACUACUGCACGGGCCUCAAAGCCCUACUUUAUCUGAAAAGCAUCGAAGAACUCCAAGACUGGGAUGGGCAGAGUCCAGCUACCAUGAGGCACCAAAAAGGAAAACCAGUUCCUCGAAUUGCUGAACUCGUGGGAAAGAAACUGCCAAGUUUUGGACCUUAUCUUGAACAGCGCAAGAAAAUCAUAGCAGAGAACAAGAUGCGACUGAAAGAACAAAAUACAGCAAUUCCACCACUUGAGAGAAACCAUUUUAUCCCCAAAAAGCCUAUUCCUGCCAUUAAGGAUGUCAUUGGAAAAGCACUGCAGUACCUUGGAUCAUAUGGGGAAAUGAGCAACAUAGAGCAUGUUGUGGCUCUGAUUGAUGAAGAAAUGUGUAUCAACUGUGGCAAAUGCUACAUGACCUGCAAUGACUCUGGCUACCAGGCCAUACAGUUUGAUCCUGAAACCCACCUGCCUACCGUUACCGACGCUUGCACAGGCUGUACUCUGUGCUUCAGUGUCUGCCCGAUUAUCGACUGCAUCAAAAUGGUUUCCAGGACAACACCUUACGAACCAAAGAGAGGCUUGCCCUUAACUGUGAAUUCGGUGUGUUAAGGUGAUUUGUGAAACAAUUGCCUUGAACUUCGAGGUCACCUACAUAUGCUAAUCUUUCUCAUUGUGAUUGUGGUCCUCAGCUCUUUCUAAAUGAAAAGAAAUAUAUAAUUUCUAAAUAAAAAUUAUUUCUAAAUACACUUCCAAAUCUAAAAAAAGUCGAAUGCCUGUGACCAAUUAAUGGUCAUAACAGAGAAUCAUUCUUUUCUGAAGAUAGUUGUUAAAUAACUGUGUAGCAGUUAAUUGGAUGUUCACCGUCAGUUGUCCAUUGUGAAAAAUAAUAACUGUUUUGUGGCAAUUAAUGCGACAAUUUCCAAAUUGCCCUAUGCUGUGCUCUGUCUUUGAUUUCUAAUUGUAAGUGAAAUUAAGUAUUUUAGAACAAAGCACAAUUUAACACGCAAGAAAAUGUUUCCAAGGAAACAUUUUAUAAUUAAAAAUUGCAUUUAAUUUUAACACUGUUUCUAAGCAAAUGUAAUUAGUUCCAUAAAGCACAAAUGAAGAAAGUCAAAUAAUUAUUUAUGAUGGCAGGGGGAAAAAAGCCAAAGGGGGUUUCUAAAACUUUAAGACCCCUUCACUGAAAUAGCUUCUUUUUGGUGCUUGAACUAAAAGCAAGAGUAUUUAGCCACCAUUCACAUCAUUCUGUGCUAGUCACCAUUCAUGCCUGAGACGGGUGUCCAAACUCCACCAAUGAAUCAACAUGACAUUUGUCUUUAAAUAUUUAAACUAUGUUCCUAACAAAAUAAGAUGUUAGGAUGGAGCUCUGGGUAUAGCUGCUCUUUGCUGUACAGAGAUCUGCUCCAUCUCUUUUAAUACUAACCUUCGUGAUUAUAGCAAUUAAUGUUUGAACAAAACCAAAUUUUACAGCAGUGGAUCAUGUGUUUUCAGUAUUCAAGAAUUAAAAUAAAGUGUUGGUAGUAUGUAUUAAGUUUUAAAAAUCAACUUUGCUAUUCUGAAUUUUAGUGUUUGUGUUUAAUUUCAAAAGUGAUGGAAUAGAAAAGAAAUAUUUUUCCUAUUAACGACUGAUAUUUUUAUAUUUCUUGCUUUUUAUAAUCAGCAAAUAGCAUUUUAUAAAUUCAUUAUCUCUUUUAUGUGGCAUAUUUUAAUAUGAAUCCCAUAUGUAGUAAAUCUUUAACAUUCUGUGGCUUAUUUCUAUGACAAAUGCAAUAUCCAGAAAAUUAAAAUGUUUGAUUAUGCACUUUUAGAAAUGCAUGUUUACCACAAAAUCAGUGUGAUUGAAUAAAACCAAAUAAAAUUUCAUAAACAUUUAAA